UACACUCACAUCUAUAUAAAUCAUCAAGAGCUGCCAUUUCCUGUGGCUCUCGUUCUCUCUUUCCCUUCCAUUAUUACAGACCACACUAUAUGGACUCUUCCGCCAGCACCGCCAUUGACGUGGAUUGCUCCGGCAGACGCGUCUCUUUCGCCGAUCAAUGCCAACCGAAUAACGUUCCUCUGCUUUUGCAGCCAUCUUACGCGAGGUCCAAGUCUAUCAUCUCCGACGAGCUCCGAAACUUUCGGAUUAGCCUCAAAUGGUGUGCUCUUGAUCACUCUUCCAGCCUAGGGAAGCUUAUCUCUUACGUCUUGUUCGUGUUUCUCGCCAUCGUCGUCCCUAUCCUCACCUCCAUCUUCAUUCGAGUCCCUGAAUCCGCCGCUGAAGAUGACCCCCUCUCUUUCAACAAGCUUGUUCAGUUACCAGAAUCAAUCCUCGCCAUUAUCUCCUUCUUUACUCUCUCUCGCUUCUUCCACAGGUACGGGCUGAGACAGCUUCUCUUCUUAGACAUCUUGCAGGACGACUCUACGUACGUUCGACGAGGGUACACGCGAGAGCUGGAGAAGGCCUUCAGAUACUUAGCCGCCAUAAUCUUACCAUCCUUCUUCGUAGAGCUUGUCCACAAGAUCAUAUUUUUCUCAACAGUGAAAGUGUCUGUCCCACAUAUAAGCCCCGGGUUUCCCCUGAAUUCCAUCGUGUUAUUGUUAAUGUUGGUUUCGUGGAUUUACAGAACAGGGGUGUUCUUGUUGGUGUGCGUGAUGUUUAGGCUAACCUGCGAGCUUCAGAUACUGAGAUUCGAAGGGGUUCAUAAGCUAUUCGAAGGUUGUGGCUCUGAUGCAAAUGUGAUAUUCCGUGAGCAUGUCAAGAUCAGAAAGCAGCUGUCUGUUACGAGCCAUAGAUAUAGGUUCUUCAUAAUUGGGUGUUUGGUUACUAUCACCGUUAGUCAGUCGGGUGCUCUCCUGCUGGUUUUAGCUUCCAAAUCCGAUAAGACAUUCUUCAAUUCCGGUGAUCUUGUGAUAUGUUCGGUGGUUCAGUUAUGUGGGUGCUUCUUGUGCCUACUGGGAGCCGCGAGGAUCACACACAGAGCUCAAGGGAUAGUGGCAAUUGCGACCAGAUGGCACAUGUUAGUCACAAACGCGUCUGCCGAAUCAGAAUCCGAUAAUCAAUGGAAAUCUCAGACUCCAGAAGGAUUUGGAAAUGAGAGUGAUUAUGAUACCUCCGACAUAUACAUAUCAGUAACCCCUCAACAGCCGUCUUCCUUUCAAACCAGGCAAGCUUUAGUGACGUAUUUACAGCACAAUAACGUAGGGAUAACGCUGUUUGGGUUCGCGCUCGAUCGAGGAUUGCUCCAUACUCUGUUUGCCUUUGAGUUUUCUCUGGUGCUCUGGAUUCUGAGCAAGGUGGUUGUUUUAUGAGCGAACGUUUAUGCCCAGAACGGAGCCUUGCUUGGAGGGUUUGUAUGAAAUGGGCCAUUUAUAGUUUUGAGGAGUUGAAAGGUUCAGCUUGAAACUUUGGGAGGCUGAGGAGCCGUUAUUUUAUAAAUCCAGUGUCUUUAUAUAUACUUUUGUUUGUUGCCGGCGCUGUAACAGCGGUGUAUUAAAUUCGUGUUAAAAAAAUUGUGUCAAGCUAGUAAAAAAAAAAAAAAAAAGAAUUUGGAAGUGUAAAAUACGAUGAUGGUGAUGAUGAUAAGUCUGCACCUAAGAAUAUAUAGCAGAUGGCAUGCAAGUUUCAUUUUUUGAAACUAGAGCUUUGGUGUUUAUCUGAAUUUUUGUGAAUAGGUUAUAAUUUGCGACUUUUCACUUCCCUAGUAUGUAUAA
This is a messenger RNA of Neltuma alba, 1814 nucleotides long. RefSeq lists its product as uncharacterized. The record is from RefSeq and is a predicted model, not a curated record. Bases 90 to 1412 code for a protein of 440 amino acids. Lineage: Eukaryota; Viridiplantae; Streptophyta; Magnoliopsida; Fabales; Fabaceae. The transcript has 3 exons.